AUGGGAGCACUAUUGGAGAUACUUUUUGAAUGCGCGAUUAAGUGGGCUCCAGACCCGAAACACGACCCGAACCAGAGUUUUGACCUUCUCAGAUGGCUCCUCAAAUCUGGUCAAGACCCCAAUAAGAAGAUGAGGAGGAAAGAAUUGGAGCUAUCAACAGGAAGGGAAAGACGUGUGCGACCGAUCGAAUUCGCAAUUUUAAUGGGUCAUGCACGUCUUUUGGAGCUACUCCUCGAUUUCGGUGCGGAUAUAAAUUACAGAGGCUUUUUCGGAAAAUCAGCCCUCAAGCUAGCCCUUGAGUCUGCCCGGCCCGAUGAUAUUAAAAUUGACAUUGUCCAUCUACUCAUUCGGUAUGAUGUCUCACUCAGAUGGGAGGAGGUCCUUUAUGCAGCAAUCAGCCUACGAGACCUGGAUCUCAUCAAUUCCCCUUUGACAACAGGUGUCGACUUGACUAAAGCACUGGAAGCCGACCAUAACCGUGGUUCACUGUAUGAGCAAACUGUAUUAAGUGCCGCUAUCGCAACUGGCAGUGAUGUUACAGAAGCGAUAUUGAAUCAAAUGGCCUUCAUGGAUCCGUCGAGGUUGAAAGCCCCUCUGAUCACAGCAGAUACAUUUAUUGCUGCCGCCGCGAAAGGUGCUGAUUCAAUCAUCAAUCGACUGCAUGAGAUAGAUCCCACUAUUGGGAAUACUCGCAACCCACGUGGUAUUACGCCGGUGCAGGUGGCUGUGUCAGUUGGUCAUUUAAGUACAUGCAGGCUUCUUUUACGCCUUUAUGGGGGGUAUUCACCCGCUCUCCUUUUUCUUGCUGCCUACCUUGAGCAUGGAGACAUUUUGCAGUUUCUUUUAAACGAGGGAGCAGAUGUGAAUGAGGCUAUCCCCCCAGCAGACCUCCCUGAGUGCGUCAGGGUUUGCCAUGACUUGAUGGACCGUUUCAAAAGGAAAUCAUCGCCUAGUGUGUUCGAGACGCUAUUGCACACAUGUGCAAGGCGCCCACUCUGGGCAACCUCUGAGCAACCCCAAUUCUAUUACCUCAGGACCUUGAUUGAGAACGGUGCUCGGCUGACCGGGGGUGAGACAUACUACUUAGCGAAGAGUGCUCCCGCCGACACGAUCCUCGCCGCGUUAACCCAUGGCAGCAGCGCAAAUGUGCAAAACAAGCGGGGAAAGAGUGCGCUUCAAAUUGUUAUUGAUAGUGUUACGGAGUUCUACGAUUCUACCCGAUCCUUUCAGGUCAAACGACGAUUACAGGCUGUUCAGAUUUUAUUGAGUCAUGGAGCGAAACGCUAUGCAGGAGAAAUCGUUUCAGUGAUUCGUUCUCGGGACCGGGAUCUGUUGUCCCUUGUUCUACGCUACCAUCCAGGCUGGGAAGAUAUGGAUAAGCGUGGAGUGUCAUCUCUCGAAGCUGCAAUUGCAUGUUUACGCUGUGGCGUAUCUUCAUCAGUCACCACGGCAUAUAAGAGCUAUUACGACCCGGGCUCAUUAUGCGCAGCGGCUCAAACCCAAAGCCUGUCCCUCAUUGAACUUAUUCUCACGAAUCGCCCUACACAAUCAGAAUAUCACGUUUUCGAAGGCACAGCUGUUGGUUUGGUUGCCAUGUCCGGACGUCUAGACUGUUUGCAACAUCUCAUUCAGUAUUUCCCAGAAGCUAAGGAGGCCAAUUCUGCACUACUUCCCGUUCAUUCGGAGUUCAAAAAAACUAUCACUGGCGUUGUAUCUUGGUAUGAUGAACCAUUGUUCUGGCGCUAUCCUGGACGUUCUUGUGAAUGUGUUUAUGGAAGUCCCUUAGCACUUGCUUCCCUGGGCUCGAACAUCUCAUGCUUUGAAGAGCUUUUACGUCAAGGUUACAAAGCCGAUCCACUUACCUGGAUCACCAUUGCUGAUAAUCAAAGUCGUCCUCAUUUGGAGCUGUUAGCCAGAUACCAACAACGACUUGAUAACUUCCUUCCAACUACUUCUGGGUCUCCAACUGCUUUAUGCACUGCGGUAGAACGAGGAAACAAAGAGAUAGUCCAGUGUUUGUUAAAUGCUGGGGCGGAUAUCAACGAGUAUGGGUUGAAUGAAUAUGGGCAGAGUCGUUCCCCACUCCAGCUUUCAGUUGAAGCUGGCAAUCUGGAACUCGUGAAUUGUCUUCUCCACGGCGGAGCAAACGUGAACGCUGCACCAGCAAACAAUUCUGGUGCGACCGCCUUGCAGCUCGCUGCUAUAGAGGGACACCUUGGCAUAGCGCGUGAGCUUCUGAACCAUGGAGCUCUUGUAAACGCCCGAGGUGCCCAGUCUCAUGGGAGGACGUCACUAGAAGGUGCAGCAGAAUAUGGAAGGGUUAAUAUGCUGGAACUUUUGAUCUACCAUGGUGCUCUCAUUACAGGACCCGGUCGUGACCAAUUUGUUCAGGCUAUAAGACUUGCAACGAAGGGAAGUUUCUAUGUUGCAGCUGAUCUAUUGAAACGUAACGGAGGUUGGACUAUGGAAGAUGGACGUCACGUUUCGAAAAGACACAGGCCGGCUGACUUGGACGGGCAUUGCUGCGCUGUGAUACAUGACUCUGAUACCCAGUGCAUCCAUGAAACUACCAGAACCGAGAGGGAAACGUAUCGUUUCAAAAUUAUACCUCAUCCCAGUGGUCCUAACAGACUGUUCUCCGUACCUAAUGAAUCGGAGGAGGAUGAUAGUGAGGAGGAACAUGAGAAUGCAGAAGCCGUAUCAGGUGCAAUCUAG
Molecule: messenger RNA, 2715 nt
Organism: Fusarium proliferatum ET1
Lineage: Eukaryota; Fungi; Ascomycota; Sordariomycetes; Hypocreales; Nectriaceae
Exons: 1
Coding region: 1-2715 (904 amino acids)
Molecular function (GO): protein binding
Source: RefSeq, a predicted model, not a curated record